AUGGCAUCCGGCUCAUUCCCGACCCUGGAUGCUCUUCAUUUCCCAUCCGCCCAGCAGUCCAUCUCGCAGACCCUCUCAUCUCUGCGGCGAUCUGCCUUGUCAGUCUCCAACCGACUGCAGUCAAUUGAAUCAGACGCCGCCUUUGUAAGGGAGGUAGCAGAUCACUAUGGCCUACCCCUCGUUGCCAAUGAACGCUGUGGCAGUUGGUAUAUUGAUCCUAGCGCCAAGGCAGGCAGCGCUUAUUUCAAAAGCACCGACGGCCAUACCGGCCAGUGGGACUUUAGCUUUCGCAGGCUCAACCUGCAGCUGCUUCCCCUGGCGAGCGAGCAUGGAGGAUGUGUCAUCGUUGAUUCAACGCGCCGAGGUAAAUUAAUGCCGGAUGCAUUAUCCAAAACGGUGCCGAUCUGGUGUGCUGUCAUCAACCGGGCCUUGUUUCCGACCCAAACUGCAUACCACUCCGUCCAGCUUCCACCAAACUAUCUCGGCGAGUCGGAAGAAUCGCAGAUCGCAAACCGCAUCGACGGCUUUGUUUCUUCGCUAAAGGGCCUCAAACUUGAUCUCGAGCAUCUCAGACAACAGCUGGGCAAACCGCUCCGGGUGGCCUGGGCCAAUCGUGCAUACUUCUACCCGACGGACCUGCAGACGGGCAAUGCCUACCACCUCUUGGUACUCUGCUCCGCCUCCAAGCGGGUGCACGGCGCCGAGAUGUCCGAAGGCGGGUAUAUCCAAGGCGCUGGCGACGACAGCGAGGGGUGGGCACACGGCCUCACGCCGCCUGUUUUCUGGGCGAACCAUGCCCUGUUGAAGCGCACCUCUGAGGAAGACCUCUCGGAUCUGAUUGCGGACCUGGUCGCCGAGUAUAACCGCAAUGACACGAGCUGCAAGACUACACUGAUUACACCGACGGCCAAUCUCUACCUCGCGCAGUCCGACGCGGCCCUUGACGUAUCGCGCUACGACCUCGUCAUCGACUGCAGCGGCGCCCCUGCUGCCGUUGAGGAAAGUAAAACAAGGCUCGGCCUCGGCUGUGCAUCGGGUAAGCUAGGCAGUCGCGAUCUACGGAAGGCACUCGAUCAAGUGAAGGACUUUGUCGGCGCACAGCUGGGGUCGCACCCGACGCGAUCGCUUCUGGUGACGUGUGAAACGGGCAAGGAUCUUUCGGCAGGUGCCCUACUUGCUAUUAUCUGCUUGUUCUACAAUGACGAAGGGGCCUUCGAUGCAUCACAGAGCACCCGCUCUAUCAGCAAACAGUUCAUCCGGCAGCGCCUCGCCUGGAUCGUAUCCUCCAAGCACGACGUGAACCCGUCCCGGUCCACGCUUCAGUCUGUCAACGCCUUCUUGAUGCCUGCCUGA
This is a messenger RNA of Penicillium macrosclerotiorum, 1353 nucleotides long. RefSeq names its product initiator tRNA phosphoribosyl transferase family protein. The coding region runs from base 1 to 1353 and encodes 450 amino acids. Gene Ontology annotation, molecular function: tRNA adenosine(64)-2'-O-ribosylphosphate transferase activity. Gene Ontology annotation, biological process: charged-tRNA amino acid modification. NCBI's taxonomy places the organism in Eukaryota, Fungi, Ascomycota, Eurotiomycetes, Eurotiales, Aspergillaceae. The transcript is spliced from 5 exons. The record is from RefSeq and is a predicted model, not a curated record. Gene Ontology annotation, cellular component: cytoplasm.